Molecule: messenger RNA, 1345 nt
Organism: Doryrhamphus excisus (bluestripe pipefish)
Lineage: Eukaryota; Metazoa; Chordata; Actinopteri; Syngnathiformes; Syngnathidae
Source: RefSeq, a predicted model, not a curated record
GCGUGCUUCUUUUUUUUGUAAACUUUAUUUUUUGUUAGCCUCUAAAUUGCCAAGUUCCAUGUUAUUUUGGGGUUGUUUUCAGAGAGCUAGUCACUUGUUUCUCUCAGAGAACACUGGGUCUGGAGUUCACAGUGGGAAACACCACGACAUCAUCCGUGUGAUCGUCUCCUAAAUCCUGUCUUAUUGUUCUACUUAUGGCUCACCGUCUGUUUGAGGGCAAAGAGCAUGCUGCCUGCUAUUGGAAGUACAGGAUUUGUCCAUCGGAUGACCUGAUAAAGUAUGUGAUUGACUUUGUGGGAAAACAGAAAGGUGGCCCGUUAGAGCUUGCAGUGGACGUGGGCUGCGGGUCAGGGCAAGGUACCGUGCAGCUGGCUAAAUACUUUGCUUCCGUGGUGGGAACGGACAUUAGCCCCGCCCAACUACAUGUGGCUUUGGAGCAUGCUAAAGAGCCAAACAUUACGUAUAGGCAGUGUAUGGCUGAGGAGCUGCCGUUUGCUGACGGGUCAGUGGACCUGAUAACAGCCAUGUCUGCUUUCCACUGGUUUGACAGGCCACGGUUUCUUCAGGAAGUCCACAGAGUCCUGAAGCCUCACGGCUGCUUGGCUCUGCUUAACUACACAAUUCAAAUGGAACUCAGCUACGCCGGUUGCUGCUUGCAGUCACUCAACCAAGUGUGCAAGGAGUUGUAUGCAACCUUGGAUCCUUACCGUAGCCCUCACCUUGGUGCCAAUUCUAUUGAGUUGUACCGGGAGGCCUACACAUGUCUUCCUUAUACUAACAAAGAGUGGAAUGACUGUGUGUGGGUGAAAAGACCCAUGCCCCUGAGCAGCUACAUCGGCUUGGUAGAGUCUUUCUCGAACUAUCAGGCUAUGCUCAGAGAUGAUCCUCAGAAGGCCAUGAGGCUCUCACAGGACGUCUGUCAAAGGUUGAUGUCUGUAAUGAAGGUGACGUCUGCGGAGACAGAAGUAAUGGUGGGUGUGAGGUAUUUUUACAUAUUAGCUGAAAAUGAUUUGUCGUGAAGGAAUGUUUUCUUUCUAUUUUAAAUUGUUCCUUUAAAUGUAACACUUACAAGUGCAUGUAGAAGCAUUUGAAAAAGUGGCCUUAAAAAUUAAGGCCACUUUUCCAGAAAAUGCAUUAAUCUCUUACUGUGUUUCCCCUUCUUUUUAGUAGUUGAACCCAUUAACAUAAUAUUUGAUUCUGCUUCAGGAGCUCUAUUGUAAAAUACGGGAGUUUUUACUGUUGCCAGCCUAGAAUGUUGACUGCCGCAAGAGGCAGUCAUUGAAUCAUUUUUGUAAACGUCUCAUACUGUAAUUGUUACUGAUAUACAAUGUAGAAAGAAAUAAAA